Messenger RNA from Trichechus manatus latirostris (Florida manatee), 2927 nucleotides. RefSeq names its product solute carrier family 30 member 9 (gene SLC30A9). Gene Ontology annotation, biological process: intracellular zinc ion homeostasis; zinc ion transport; transmembrane transport. Gene Ontology annotation, molecular function: monoatomic cation transmembrane transporter activity. Lineage: Eukaryota; Metazoa; Chordata; Mammalia; Sirenia; Trichechidae. The transcript has 18 exons. Gene Ontology annotation, cellular component: endoplasmic reticulum; membrane. Bases 147 to 1862 code for a protein of 571 amino acids. The record is from RefSeq and is a predicted model, not a curated record.
GACGUUAACAUUUCCGGGUCGCCCAGGCCGCCUGGGGCGGUGCUGGCGUUGGUACUCGCUGGUGUCCAGUCUAUGGAGCUAGUUGGUGCCGGUGGCGGCGCGGAGGCAGGAGGGGUUUUCCGAGUAGUGGCCUUCGCUCCGCCAGGAUGUUACCAGGCUUGGCCGCCGCCACUGCGGCCCACAGAUGCAGCUGGUCCUCCUGGUGCCGGCUCCGUCUGCGCUGCAGGGCGGCGGCCCGCGGCUCCGGCUACCAACAGGAAUGGCAGAAUUUAGUGACAUUUGGAAGCUUUUCAAGCAUGGUUCCCUGUGGUCACCCAUACAUUUGUGCACUGAAUCAAGUAAAGUUAUAUUCCACAAAUAUUCAGAAAGAAGGACAGGGAUCACAAACUAUGAAAGGAGGAAAAGUACCAACAUUUGAUGAAACAGCAGAAAAUAUAGGUGCAGAACUCAAAGCUCCACUUCUUAAGCAAGAACCUCUCCAAGUAAGAGUCAAAGCAGUCCUUAAGAAGAGGGAGUAUGGACCAAAGUAUACUCAGAAUAAUUUCAUCACUGGAGUCAGAGCAAUAAAUGAGUUCUGCCUUAAAUCCAGUGAUCUAGAACAACUUCGAAAAAUCAGACGACGAAGUCCCCAUGAAGAUACUGAGUCCUUUACUGUAUACUUGAGAUCAGAUGUCGAGGCAAAAUCUUUGGAAGUUUGGGGAAGCCCUGAAGCUCUUGCCAGAGAGAAAAAACUGCGUAAAGAAGCAGAAAUAGAAUACAGAGAACGGCUAUUUAGAAACCAAAAAAUAUUAAGAGAAUAUAAAGACUUCCUGGGAAACACCAAGCCACGCUCCAGAAUGACAUCGGUGUUUUUCAAGGGACCAGGAAAAGUGGUGAUGUUUGCCAUUUGCAUCAAUGGAUUAAACUGUUUCUUUAAGUUUCUUGCCUGGAUUUAUACGGGUUCAGCAAGUAUGUUCUCAGAAGCUAUACAUUCAUUAUCUGAUACAUGUAAUCAGGGUUUACUAGCAUUGGGCAUCAGUAAGUCUGUUCAGACACCAGACCCUACACAUCCAUAUGGAUUUUCAAAUAUGCGCUAUAUUGCUUCACUGAUUAGUGGUGUUGGUAUUUUCAUGAUGGGUGCAGGACUGUCUUGGUACCAUGGAGUCAUAGGAUUGCUUAAUCCUCAACCUAUGGAAUCUCUCCUAUGGGCAUAUUGUAUUUUAGCAGGAUCAUUGGUAUCAGAAGGAGCAACACUUCUUGUUGCUAUAAAUGAACUUCGUCGGAGUGCUCGGGCCAAGGGAAUGUCAUUUUACAAGUAUGUAAUGGAAAGUCGUGAUCCUAGUACAAAUGUUAUAUUAUUGGAGGAUACUGCAGCAGUCUUGGGAGUGACGAUAGCAGCCACUUGCAUGGGUCUUACUUCCAUAACAGGCAAUCCACUGUAUGACAGCCUAGGUUCUUUGGGUGUGGGAACCUUAUUAGGAGUGGUCUCAGCAUUCCUCAUCUACACCAACACAGAAGCACUUUUAGGACGAUCCAUCCAACCAGAACAAGUACAGCGGCUUACUGAACUCCUGGAGAAUGACCCAUCAGUAAGGGCAAUUCAUGAUGUUAAAGCCACAGAUCUGGGAUUAGGUAAAGUGAGAUUUAAGGCAGAAGUGGAUUUUGAUGGACGAGUUGUUACAAGAUCUUAUUUGGAAAAACAAGAUUUUGACCAAAUGUUACAAGAAAUUCAAGAAGUGAAAACUCCUGAAGAGCUAGAGAUCUUCAUGCUUAAACAUGGAGAGAAUAUUAUUGAUACUUUAGGAGCUGAAGUAGAUAGACUUGAGAAGGAACUGAAGAAAAGAAAUCCUGAAGUUCGACAUGUAGAUUUGGAGAUACUAUAAAUUUGAUGGAAUGAAUCACCUUGUUGGGAGCACUGGGAACAGUUUGUCAAAUCACUCUACAAAGCCACAGAGAUGUCAGCCCCUUACUGCUAUCCCACACGAAGGAGUCAGCGCCAUUCAGAAGCCGUUCUUUUAAGAUGGAGGAAAUAGUUUAUGUAGAGGGCAGUUCAGCAGACCAUAGAAGUAAAACUAAUUACUUUUGAGAGACACACUACAAGGUGAAUCAGUUUGGAAAUCACGUAUUUCUGUUUCCAUAGGGAACAUUUCAGUUGCUUAAGUUGUUCAUAAUUUCUCAUUUUAGCCUGUCAGGAUGUAUUGUACCUUACAAUCAUGUCUCCUUUCUUCACAUUGUUAAAAUAAGUGACAUCCAUAGGAUUAUGGUUUUGAAUUUUGUUGCCUCUGAAGACUUCACUCCAUCAAAAUCUACCAGUCUUGAAUACUCUAGCUAGGUCUAGAUGUGUGGUUUUUAAACAGUCACUCCAUUUCAAAGUCUGUCUUACAGAGUAUGAACAUUAUUUCUGCAUACUUGAGUGCGAAGAGGAACUGUCUCCAGAUGUAGUCGUCUGUAAAUGUUCAUUCCAGGAAUGGCUUCGUUACUGAAUUGAAUGAAGACAUUCGGUAUACUCUUCAAGGCCAUAGUAGUUGCCAUUUUGUGAUAUUUCUUUUUUGCUUUUUUCUCCUAUUUGGUUUUUUUCUAAUUUUGGAAUUAUAAAAUAACUCUAGAUGUUUCCUUGGGCCAGUGUGAAAGGUGAUUUUUGUUUUUGUUUUUUAACUGGCUUCAGCCAUAAUAUGCAUCUACUAGGACAUAAUGCGUUUAUAAGCAUUUUAAUAUUCUGUAAAAGGGACUAGAAGUAUUUAUAAUUUUUCAGACAGAACAGCGUUUUAUUUUUAAUUUAUUUAAAGUGAGGCACUACUUACAUAAAUCUGAGCUGUAGGAUAUUUCUUACUUUAAAGUGACCCCCAGAGAGACAAGUGAAUCUCUUAUACUGAAAUGUGUGUUCACAAUUUUGUAUAAUGUCAUAGUCAAUAGUAUGUCUGUAACAUGAGUUUCUUGCAUUUACAAAA